AUGGCCAUUGGGACUCUGAAAAUCACAUCUCUCAUAAUUCGCACAAUAGCGAAACCCAUUGCUAACGCAAUCAAAACUCAAGCCAAAAAUCACGUACGGUUUCGAAAAGCCUGUAUUGGUUUUGCCCAAUGGAUGCAUCGUACAGACUACACAUUGCGUAUGCGGCUUCUGGGUGAACAGUCUGCUGCCAAAAUUAGGCCGCUUAAUGACGCACGGGCCAUUGAAAACGGUGCAACUUUUCUCUCAGAAAGUAUCAUCUUUGGCGUUGCCGGUGGUCUUCUUGUCUAUGAAGGUGUACGGUCAUCACUCCAAGAGUCUCAGAGACGUGAACGCAUCGAGGACGAUAUCUCUACCCUUCAAGACGAAAUCGAACAGCUCAAAAAUAACCUGAGGAAACAACAAAUUCAAAUUGACGAGUAUCAUUUGCCAGAUGGGGUUAACCCAAGUAUUCUCAAGUUCCCUAAAGAAGAAACUUCUGAAUUAGAAGGCUCCAAAGAUCAAUCUCUGGCGGAAACAAUUGUGACUGCUGCUGCAGAAGCUCAGGUUAAAGCAGCAGCCGCUAAAGAAUUACAACCAGCUAAAUCAUCUUAG
Magnusiomyces paraingens is the source of this 591-nucleotide messenger RNA. RefSeq lists its product as uncharacterized. The transcript is spliced from 2 exons. Gene Ontology annotation, biological process: regulation of lipid metabolic process. The record is from RefSeq and is a predicted model, not a curated record. NCBI's taxonomy places the organism in Eukaryota, Fungi, Ascomycota, Dipodascomycetes, Dipodascales, Dipodascaceae. Bases 1 to 591 code for a protein of 196 amino acids. Gene Ontology annotation, cellular component: mitochondrion.